AAGCGCAGACAUCUUUGGCACAAUGUUGCUGACUGAGGUUGGUGAACCACAACAUGAUAGUACGUCAACAACCAUUCAAAUGGGAGUUGAAGACGGGGAAACAUCUGCUCAAGCUACCGCGAUACAGGACGGAGGUGGAGAAAAGAAAGAACACGGAAAGACUUCAGGGCCGCGGAUGACCAAGACAUUUUUAAAAGACCACUGUAAGCAGUACAAACUCUACUCAACACCAUGCCUGAAUGACACCUUGUAUCUGCAUUUUAAAGGUUUCGCCAGCAUUGAAAAUUUGGAGGAGUACACAGGACUGAAGUGUCUUUGGCUAGAAAGCAAUGGGCUGCAACAGAUUGAUAACCUGGAUGCACAAGUUGACCUUCGCUGUCUGUUUCUUCAGCAGAACCUUAUCCGCAAGCUGGAAAAUCUUGAGCCUCUAAAAAGCCUGUGCACUCUAAAUGUCUCCAAUAACUACAUACAGACCAUUGAGAACAUUUCUUGCCUUCCUCAACUUACUACUCUGCAGAUUGCCCAUAACAAACUGGAGGGAAUUGGGGACAUAGAGCAUUUGAUUCAGUGUCUAUCCAUCAGUGUGCUGGAUCUGUCUCACAACCUAUUAACUGAUCCUGGUAUUCUUGCUGUGCUUGAAGCCAUGCCUGAACUGCGAGUCCUUAACUUGAUGGGCAAUGAAGUCGUGAAAAAAAUCCCCAACUACAGAAAGACACUGAUUGUGCGCCUGAAGCAGCUGACCUUCCUUGAUGACAGGCCUGUUUUCCCCAAAGACAAGGCGUGUGCAGAGGCUUGGGCACGUGGUGGAAUUGAGGAGGAACGCAAGGAGGCAGAGCAAUGGAACACACGAGAAAGGAGAAAAAUUCAGGAAGGCUUGGAUGCUUUGGCAAUGAUCCGAAAUAAAGCCCAGGAGAAACAACACAUGAAAAUGGACGUUCAGAGAGGUGAAACCGAGCCUUUAAUCAACCCAGAGGCUUCUUACGAGGAACCACCUGUAGAGAAAAUCCAAGUAUUUGUUCAAGACACUUUGGAUGCCCGUGAGGAGCUGAUACAAAACAAAACAAAACAGUUGCCCCACAAAAAGGUUCCCGACAAAUAUUUUGAAGCAAAGAAAUAUGGUAAGGAAUUAUACAAGGACACACCCGAGGAUGAUAACAGGGAAGAACCAGAGAGAGUGACCCUAAGCAAUGACGCAGGGCAAGAAGUGAACAUUCCACAUCAACUACUUCCUGUCGUAAGAGUGACUUCCCCCGAAUCAUCCCACAGUCCUGGCCUACACGUGACCGAACUGGUGGAUGCAGAGCAGUUGGAAACCAUUCCGCUAACAGGUCCACUUCAUGUGGAUGAUCUGCCCGACCUGGAAGAUGUGGAGCCAGAGAAUGUCUCAGAAAUGUUUUCCAAUUUGAUGGCGAGACCAAGAAUAGAAGUCAUUACAAGGGACGACCGCGAGGGUCAUUCAGUCAGAAAAGUUACCCAUUUUCGUGGAGAAAAUCCAGUGUGUCCAAGUGUCUGCAAGUUAACCAAAGAUCCUGAUUCAUCAUUAAUCUAUCCAGAAGAUAGGGACACUCCUACCCCAGAUGCAAAAUUCCAAACAAGCGAAAUGUCCUUGAAACCACAUUGUCUGAUUGAGGAGCUUCAAAAUGAAGGUGGUCUCUGAUUGAGGACACCGUCUGACUGAUUAUCCUGUUCAGGUUGAUGUGUAGGAUGCUCAAUGUUUAAAUUCUGCGGCUAAAGACACGUGGACACGUGUUGGUACCCCUCUGUUAAUGAAACAAAAGCCCACAGUAGUUAGAAAUAUCCUGGAACUUCCAAAAGUAAUUAAGAAAUGUGAAUUGAAAGAACCAAUAAAAAUCAGC
This is a messenger RNA of Hippocampus comes (tiger tail seahorse), 1856 nucleotides long. RefSeq names its product dynein assembly factor 1, axonemal. The record is from RefSeq and is a predicted model, not a curated record. Gene Ontology annotation, cellular component: axoneme. Gene Ontology annotation, biological process: axoneme assembly. Lineage: Eukaryota; Metazoa; Chordata; Actinopteri; Syngnathiformes; Syngnathidae. The coding region runs from base 23 to 1657 and encodes 544 amino acids. The transcript has 2 exons. Gene Ontology annotation, molecular function: protein binding; dynein complex binding.